Molecule: messenger RNA, 2949 nt
Organism: Thunnus maccoyii (southern bluefin tuna)
Lineage: Eukaryota; Metazoa; Chordata; Actinopteri; Scombriformes; Scombridae
Product: proteasome activator complex subunit 3-like
Exons: 10
Coding region: 216-986 (256 amino acids)
Biological process (GO): positive regulation of endopeptidase activity; regulation of proteasomal protein catabolic process; regulation of G1/S transition of mitotic cell cycle
Cellular component (GO): proteasome activator complex; cytoplasm; nucleoplasm
Molecular function (GO): endopeptidase activator activity
Source: RefSeq, a predicted model, not a curated record
GUAUUCCAUAUCUCUGACCGUCCUGUAGACACAGUAUGUUCACGCUCCUCUCCAGGUCGAGAAAACAAACGCACCCGUAGCAUGCUGCGUUUGCGUGGCGCUUUUUGAUUACGUCCGUGAAUUGGGGACGCGGUUCCGUGUGGCUGGAGCAGUCGGGGAAAGGUUUAAACUUUGCUACUAGACAGUUGAGCAGUUUCUGGCAUUUCUUCCACGCCAUGUCCUCCACUCUGAAGGUCCACAGUGAGCUGAAAGCCCAGGUGGAGACAUUCAGGGCGCAGAUCACCAGUGAGGCUGAGCACCUGGUCGCCAGUGUUUUCCCUCAAAAACUUCUGGAGUUGGAUAACUUUCUCAAGGAGCCGAUUCUCAAUGUGACUGACCUGAAAGAAAUCCAUUCAGAGAUCAAGUUCAAAGUCCCAGAGCCAAUUCUCUUCACUAACAGUCAUGAUGGUCUGGACACGAAUACCAAGAAGAGGAAACUAGAAGAUGGAGUGGCUGAUGAGAACUGGCAAGGGGGAACCAAAACUCUGGUGAUGCCAGAGGGGAUGAUGAAAUGUAACACCAAGCUGAUGGACCUGAUUGAACGAGUCAAACCGGAGAUCAGGACACUGAUUGAAAAGUGUAACACUGUUAAGAUGUGGGUCCAGCUGCUCAUCCCAAGAAUUGAAGAUGGAAACAACUUUGGAGUCUCCAUACAGGAAGAGACAGUGGCAGAGCUGAGGACGGUGGAGUCAGAGGCUGCGUCUUACUUGGACCAGAUCUCCAGAUAUUACAUCACCAGAGCCAAACUUGUCUCCAAAAUCAUCAAGUACCCUCAUGUGGAGGACUACAGGAGGACCGUAUCAGAGAUUGAUGAAAAGGAGUACAUCAGUUUGAAGAUCAUUGUGUCAGAGCUCAGGAAUCAAUAUGUGACUCUUCAUGAUAUGAUCCUGAAGAACAUUGAGAAGAUUAAGAAACCCAGGAGCUGCAACUCUGAAGCUCUUUAUUAACAUCCCCCCCCCAACAGACACACACACACACACACACACACACACACACACACACACACACACACACACACACAAUAUACACAUACACAUUCAAACACAAAAUGUCAAAAAGUACUGACAGUGUGCUCACAUUCAGUAUUGAAUACUUUGACAUGAAUGGUCUGAACUUUCUGGUGCUCACUCUCCUAUAUGUAAACCCCACCCACCCCCACCGUCUCUGACACGUAACUUUCAGUUUUGGCUCUCCAGUGCUCUGGGAUCUGACCUCAGACUCUUUUCUCAUCAAUAUGUGGAGAGAAGUCUGCUGGUAAAAAGACCACCUACAUCUUCUGUCUCUCAUCUGCUGGUCUGCUGGGACAGAAGCUCAGGAGUCUCCUGCUGCUUUCUUUUCCUGUCUGCUUUAUCUGGAGUCUUGGUCUUCUGGAUGCUGUGACCCACAAUUGUUUUUUCAUCUGUCUGACCCCUGUCCCCCCCCCCCCCCCCCCCCCACCCAGGGAAUGUGCCUUUGUUUGUUUUUUGGCCCCUGGGAGUUUUGGGACACACCACAGGUGUAGGGGAAACAAGGGAUUUUCAAAACGCAACUCCACCCAGUCCUCCCCCAGUUGGCCUUAAACUCCAGUAUUUCUGAAAAAGGAUCCAGAUAGUACCCCUGAGAAAACAGCUGUAGUAUUGCGAUUAGCCUCAUCUACAGAGAUUUGACUGCACAGUUUAUCAAGACAGAGCUUCAUUUCUCAUGGAGGAUUCUUAAAAUGAAGAUUCAUCUUUUCUUCUCUUUUUAUUUGUCUUGUGCUUAUUGUAUCUUUGCUGAUACUUGGAGAUGUAGUCGCACCCUGAGGAGAAACCUUUUUGCCUGCCCUCCGACAGCAGGGAGGCGUGAUGCAGAACAUCUUGUGCAGGUGGAAUGCUUAAGGACACAGUGCAUGAUGACACUCAAGUCCAGAGACAUUGAAUGUGGGACUCUGCUGCUGUAAACACUGUGCCACACAGCUGUCUGUAGCUAUGGACGGUAUCAUAGAGGAUUUGGACUAAACUAAAACUUGCUGGAUGUCUGUCUCUAGUGAUCAAGCAGGCUUGAACUGGAGCUCAAAACAAUGUGGGACUGGGAUCAUGUAAUGAAAUGUAAUCUGACUUUUUUUUUUUUUUUUUUAAAAUAUAGACACUUAUGUUUCCAUAGGUUUCAUGUGGCUGUUUUAUUUUUAAUUUUUGAAAGUUAAUGAAGUGCUAAACAAACAGACCUCUGUGCAUGCAUGUCACUUCAAACAAAAUCAGGUUGGAACAAAUUUGAACCAACAUGUAAUUAAUUCGAAUAAAUUGGAAAGCUUCUACACUUUGUGCCUCAGUAUACAGGUAAAAUUUGCUAGGUGAAAACUGACUGUGAUGCCUCCAUUGCCUCUUUUGAGUGACAAGCUAACUUUACAAGGCUGCAAACAGACUGUGCUGUAAGGCACAGCCUAUUUCAUUUACAUAAAAAAUAUUUUUUUCCCAUUUUUUCAUUUGUUUGAACAGUAUUUUAAAUAAAAAGUGAGUGUCUUAAUGCAUGCGUGUGUAUGAUAGUUUCCCACAGGCCAUGUUUUAUUUCUGAAGAGCUGUUUUUUUGACUUGUUACUGAUGUCUCUGUAGACGAACCCAACGACAAAUUUUCAGUCGCUAAUAGAUUUGUUUAGUAAUAUUCUUUUUUUUUUGUUCCCACAUUAAGUUGACUGUUACUCAAUUGAUACAUUUUUUCUCAAACUUGCAGCUCCUCAGUCAAAUCUGAACACACAGACAUCAUAACUGACCGUGCUUACUGGAAAUUAUUCUUUCCAGUGAUUUAGUAUCUGAUGUCCAUUGUGGAUAAACAAAUCUGUAAGUCUAAUCUAUAAGUCUGAUUAGAAAUCACAGAAAAAGGCGCUCCUCAUAACUUAAAGAUCCCCUCCAGAAAUGCUUUAAGACAUACAAAAAUACUCUGCUUAGAAUAAUAAUU